AUGGCUGAAAUCCGCCGAAAGCUCGUCAUCGUCGGCGACGGUGCCUGCGGUAAAACCUGUUUGUUGAUUGUCUUCUCCAAGGGCGCUUUCCCCGAGGUCUACGUCCCCACCGUUUUCGAGAACUAUGUCGCCGAUGUUCAGGUUGACAACAAGCACGUUGAGUUGGCCCUAUGGGAUACGGCUGGCCAGGAGGAUUACGACCGUCUCCGACCUCUCUCGUACCCUGACUCUCACGUCAUCCUGAUCUGCUUCGCCAUCGACUCUCCUGAUUCUCUGGACAACGUCCUGGAGAAGUGGAUCUCUGAGGUCGUGCACUUCUGCUCUGGUCUCCCCAUCAUCCUCGUUGGCUGCAAGAACGAUCUGCGAGACGACCCCAACACCAUCGAGGCCUUGAGGGCGACCAACCAGAAGCCGGUUUCCACUCAGGACGCUGAGGCUGUUGCUAAGAAGAUCGGAGCCUACAAGUACCUGGAGUGCUCUGCCCGAACCGGCAACGGUGUUCGUGAGGUCUUUGAGCACGCUACUCGUGCCGCCCUCAUGUCCCGCACCAGCCGCAAGAGCAGCCACAAGAAGUGCCUUGUCCUGUAA
Molecule: messenger RNA, 588 nt
Organism: Trichoderma gamsii
Lineage: Eukaryota; Fungi; Ascomycota; Sordariomycetes; Hypocreales; Hypocreaceae
Product: GTP-binding protein rhoA
Exons: 5
Coding region: 1-588 (195 amino acids)
Biological process (GO): small GTPase-mediated signal transduction
Molecular function (GO): GTPase activity; GTP binding
Source: RefSeq, a predicted model, not a curated record